Molecule: messenger RNA, 1212 nt
Organism: Sceloporus undulatus (fence lizard)
Lineage: Eukaryota; Metazoa; Chordata; Lepidosauria; Squamata; Phrynosomatidae
Gene: FGF12
Product: fibroblast growth factor 12
Exons: 6
Coding region: 226-771 (181 amino acids)
Biological process (GO): fibroblast growth factor receptor signaling pathway; positive regulation of gene expression; positive regulation of protein phosphorylation
Cellular component (GO): cytoplasm
Molecular function (GO): growth factor activity; fibroblast growth factor receptor binding
Source: RefSeq, a predicted model, not a curated record
CGGGCGAGGCAGCGGCUGGGCGGGCAGUCCGAGCUGCAGCACCUCCGAGGCCGGACAGCUCCCAGGCCCCCUCCCUCCCAGCCGCCGGGCGCCUUCCCGGCCGGAGAAGCCCCCCUCUGCCCCCGCCAGGAAGUCGCUGAGGCUGGAGCAGAGAGGAAAAGGAAGAGGAGGAAGAGCCCCAACCAGCUCCGCUCCCAAAGUUGGCCCCAACUUCCCGGCGCCGCCAUGGAAGGCAAAGAACCCCAGCUGAAAGGAAUUGUGACAAGGUUAUUUAGCCAGCAGGAAUAUUUCCUGCAGAUGCAUCCAGAUGGGACGAUUGAUGGAACCAAGGACGAAAACAGCGACUACACCCUCUUCAAUCUAAUUCCAGUGGGUCUUCGUGUGGUAGCCAUCCAAGGUGUGAAGGCGGGCCUCUAUGUGGCCAUGAAUGCCGAGGGGUAUCUCUACAGCUCAGACAUCUUCACACCAGAGUGCAAAUUUAAGGAGUCCGUCUUUGAAAACUACUAUGUUAUCUAUUCCUCUACGCUGUACCGACAGCAGGAAUCGGGGAGAGCCUGGUUUUUGGGACUCAAUAAAGAAGGGCAGAUUAUGAAAGGGAACCGGGUGAAAAAGACCAAACCAUCAUCACAUUUUGUACCAAAACCCAUAGAAGUGUGCAUGUACAGAGAGCCUUCCCUGCAUGAAAUUGGAGAGAAACAAGGCCGCUCCAGGAAAAGUUCAGGAACGCCCACCAUGAAUGGAGGCAAAGUGGUCAACCAGGACUCCACAUAGCGGAGAGGAUCGCUGCCGCUGCCACCACCACCCCCCUGCCCCCUGCAUCCGACUCCUGCCCACUCGCCCAUCCCGCCCAGCAAGUCCUCACGGAGACGACAGCGACCAACUGAGCCAGGCAGGGGCUUCCAAGGAGCGGCUGCAAGUUCAGAACUCAACCUUUCCCUCGGUCUAGGAUGGGAAGACCUUGCCUGUUGCGACGUUUUAGGAUACAGAACACCCACCCACACACCCACACACCGAGCGAAGAGGGGGUGAAACAACAACAAAGUAUAUAUUUUCAAUCAGGACUCCAUUAACAUUAUAUAUAUAUGUGUGUGUGUGUGUAUAUAUAUACUGUACAUAUAUAUAUAUAUAUACACAGCAAAACUGUUUGCUCUGUGAUCAAGGGGGAGGGAGGAAUUGAUCAUCUCUGCAUAAUAAAUAAUAAUAAUUUAAAAA